AUGCAUUAGGGAUCCUUUAUUUUGACUAAUCAGAAAUAUGCAGAGUUGGAUAUGUUCAGAAAAGAUGUUAGAGAGAAGUUUUCCUCCAAAUUUGACAAUCAAAAAACUGUACUUCAAAAAGCUAAGGAAUCUUAAUUGAAUCCUCAUCAAUCCAUUUUCAGAAAUAGUUAAUCACCAAAAGCAUACAAAAAUCAAUAAUAACAAUCUCCUAUACGAAUUAAGCAAUACUCCAAACACUCACCAGGUAGAUUGUCAUUUCAAAGAUCUAGUAUUGAUAUGGGUAAUGUUAAUUCUAGUCUGAAUAUACCCAAAAAAACUCUAAAUGAAAUCGUGCCUGUCGAAAUAAUUUAGGAUUUAGCCAGAGCGUUAAAAGGAUAAAGCUAUGCGGCUACAGAUUUAUAUAUGUAGGAAUUACGAAAGUUAUCCAAAAUGGUUUUAAAUGAAUGA
Messenger RNA from Paramecium tetraurelia, 447 nucleotides. RefSeq lists its product as uncharacterized. Lineage: Eukaryota; Ciliophora; Oligohymenophorea; Peniculida; Parameciidae. The record is from RefSeq and is a predicted model, not a curated record. The transcript has 2 exons.